GUUUCUCCCUCUUUUCCUUAGCAUUCUUGUUUUUCGAACCAACACUUCAAUCUGUGUCCUGAUUUCGUGUGUCUUUUUUCGUUUUUGAUUACAAGCUAAGUUUGUUGGGUUUUAUGGACUCUAAUGCACCGUAAUUGUGCUAUGAGUUUUGACAGUAUAAGGUUUGGCUUACCUUAUUUUGCUUUAGCCUAAAGAAUCUUGGCUUGUGAAUGGAGAGAAGUCUUUUCUGGGUUCAUCUGGGUCUCUCGGGUUUCUCCGGAAAACUGCACUUCAACUGUUUGUUGAUGGUCCUCUGAAGGUUUUUCUUUUUCCUUUUUAGAUUAUUGGGUAGAGGGUCCACGGAGAGAAUUCCAAUCUGAGAUUUUCUAUUGAGGGAAUGUGAAUUUCUGGGGAAAGAUGGGGUCUUUCAGUGGGUUAGGUAUUGGGUUAGGUCUGGUGUUUGGUUGCCUUCUCUUGGCUCUUGUUGCCGAGCUUUUCUAUCUGCUGUGGUGGAAGAAGAGAAUUACUAGAAGAGAGAUUGAAGAUGACUAUAGCAAUCAUGCAAAGGAGUUGAUUCAGCUUUUCUGCUGGAAGAAAUCACCCUCUAGGCAUACACCCACAGCCAAUGGCAGCAGUCAAGAAACUGUCAAAGACACAGAUGCCAAUGGUGAUCUUGAGUCAGACCCAGAACUUGGUUCAAACAAGGAUUUGUUGUUGAAGGCUUUUGGAGGAGAGGAAGGCGUUGAAGCAGAGCUCAUGAGGCUGCACAAUCUAGCCGGACCGCCGAGAUUUCUCUUCACAAUCAAGGAGGAAACUAAGGAAGAUUUGGAGUCUGAUGAUGGCAGGUCUAGAGGUGAUAGGAGCAGGAAAGGAUCCAGAACAGGAAGUUUCAUGGGUGAUCUUGUGCUGACUGUCGAUAAUCCUUUUCUCAGUCCUCUGGCUUCUCCACACUCAAAGACUCCUUUGAGUUCUCUUUACUCUUAUCACCAUCACGGAUUCAAUCCUCUCUUUGAAUCAUCAACAGAAGCUGAAUUGAAUAGAUUGAGAUCUUCACCUCCUCCAAAAUUCAAGUUCUUGAGGGAUGCAGAAGAGAAACUGCUGAGAAGAUUGAUGGAAGAAGCUGAGAAAAAGGUACAGAAGACUGGUGGGUCUGUUCAGGAUUCUGAUACUGUUAAACCUCCUGACAGUCCGAAAGUGGUAGCAGAAGUGAUUGAAGGUUCUUUUCUUAAAUUCAUUGCUGGGAAGAACAAGGAGCCACUUCAAUAUUUGCCACAAUAUCCCUCAAGCUCUUCCCAGGUACUGCCAUUGGCUUCAUCCCCUACAACAUUGUGAUCACAGACAUGAAGGACAGUGCAUUAGAUUUUCAGUACUUACUUUGUUUUUUCUUUCCACUAGUCCAUUAACUAUUCAAGAUGGUUGCUUGACUAUAAAUUUAAAAACUUUUUUUUUUAUUAUUUUUUUUCGAGAAACCUAUUCAUUUUCUUCUGGGAUUCUUGAAGGGUGCUUCACUGCCUGUUUGGAUAAGAUUAGCCAAAGGCUAAUUAGCCAUUACCAAUCUGCAAAUUCUGUUAAGACAAGGUGCCUGGACUAGUUUAGUUCAAAGUAGAAGACCUGUGGGGCAAUUCUGUUAUUAACCCCCUCAUGUUCAUGUCUCCUGAGCUGACUCUACAGUUGUCAUUCAUAUGCUGAUGUUGCUCUAAUGUUUUUCAAUUCUCAUGGUCAAAAAAGUAAAGUGACUUCAAUCACUAGCCUCAUUCUUCAUGAAUCAUGAUUUAGUUUUAUCCCAUGAUAUUUUGUCCCAAAACAUGUUAAUGAUAUUAGUAACAUGAUUUUGGUUAGGUAGCUUUUUAACAUCAAUAUUUGGGCAUGCUAAUUCCGCAUUAAAGGCUGAUGAGUGAG
Molecule: messenger RNA, 1878 nt
Organism: Rubroshorea leprosula
Lineage: Eukaryota; Viridiplantae; Streptophyta; Magnoliopsida; Malvales; Dipterocarpaceae
Source: the annotation of a GenBank genome assembly